Messenger RNA from Rotaria sp. Silwood1, 711 nucleotides. NCBI's taxonomy places the organism in Eukaryota, Metazoa, Rotifera, Eurotatoria, Philodinida, Philodinidae. The record is from the annotation of a GenBank genome assembly.
AUGGCUCAAUCGAGCGGUGAUAAAAAUCAAAUUGUCAUUGGCUACUGGGCAAUUCGUGGCUUUGCGGAACCAAUUCGUUUGGCUCUACAUUAUACCAAAACACCAUUUACAGACAAAUUAUAUGAACAAGGUGAAGGUCCAGAAUACAGCCGAGAAGAGUGGCUUCGUGAAAAACCAAAUCUUGGUCUUGAUUUUCCUAACUUACCAUAUUUGUUUGAUGGUGAUUUGAAAAUUAGUCAAUCAAAAGCUAUUUUAUAUUAUCUUGGACGUAAAUUAAAUCUUUUGGGAAAGAAUCUAAAUGAAGAAGCACGAGCGAUGAUGUUAUGUGAAGAAGCUUUUGACUUUCGUAUGAAAUUAAACGAAGUCUUUUAUGGUCCAAAAGGAGAAUCCAAAGCAGAAAGAAAAAAAUUUGCUGAAACAACCAUAGCAGAACAAUUACAAAAGUUCGAUGCUUAUUUAGGCAAAUAUAAUACAAAAUUUGCUGUUGGUGAUGGACCAACUGUAGCUGAUUUUCAAUUGUAUUCAUACAUUGAUACUGCUUUAUCAAUGGAUGAAGAACAUACUUUAAUUAAUAAAUAUCCUAAUGUUAAACGAUUGUUGAAAACAAUAAGUGAAUUACCCGAAAUAAAAGAUUAUAUUGCUAAAUCUCAUGCUCAAUUGCCUCUCAAUAACAAAGUGGCUGCAUUUGGUGGCAAAGUCAUUCAACAUUAA